Molecule: messenger RNA, 12393 nt
Organism: Haemorhous mexicanus (house finch)
Lineage: Eukaryota; Metazoa; Chordata; Aves; Passeriformes; Fringillidae
Gene: DCHS1
Product: dachsous cadherin-related 1
Exons: 21
Coding region: 295-10077 (3260 amino acids)
Biological process (GO): homophilic cell-cell adhesion
Cellular component (GO): plasma membrane
Molecular function (GO): calcium ion binding
Source: RefSeq, a predicted model, not a curated record
GCCAGCUCCGAGCCAGCUCCGAGCCAGUGCCGACCCGCCGCCGAGCGCUCCGCGGGGCCACAGCCGCACCGGGGCGGCCGCGGCACCGGGGGAGCGCCGGAGCGCUCGGGGCACUGGAGCGGCCGGCGGUGCCGGAGAGACCUUGGCGCCGGAGCAGCGGGGAGGCUGCGGGACGUCGUGGCGGGGCCGGACCCCGCGGGAUGUGAACGCCGCCGGCACGGGACGCGCAGUGCAGGAUUAAAGCGAACUCGGCAAAGGAGAUCAAGCCACCCUCUGCUCUGUUAGUUGUCAGCCAUGGAGCAAAUGAAGAGGUCAACAAUGCUUCUGCUGGAGCUGCUUAUUCUUGGGGGCCUGAGAGCAGGGAUGGGCUCUGCUGUCCUGGGCACCCUGGAUCUACAAAUAGAUGAGGAGCAGCCAGCUGGCACCAUCAUUGGGGACAUCAGUGCUGGCCUACCCCCUGAAACUAGUGCCUACAUGUAUUUCAUCUCAGCACAGGAGGGCAGUGGAGUCUCCACUGACUUGGGGAUAGAUGAGAAUACAGGGAUCAUCAAAACAGCUCGUGUCCUGGACCGGGAGACUCGGGACCGCUACAGCUUCAUUGCUGUCACCCCAGAGGGCAUCACGGUAGAGGUGAACAUCCAAGUGAAUGACAUCAAUGACCAUGCCCCAGCAUUUCCCAAACAGCACAGCACGUUUCAGAUCCCGGAGCACACACCCAUUGGCAGCAGGUUUCCCUUGGACCCGGCCUUUGAUGCCGACAGCGGCCUCCUGAACACACAAGGCUACACGAUUAAGGGAGGGAAUGUGGGGCAGGCCUUCCGCCUAGAAACGCGUCGAGGACCCAAUGGGGUCCUGUAUCUGGACCUGGUGGUCAGCAGCGUUCUGGAUCGGGAGAACCGUUCCUCAUACUCCCUGCUGCUGGAAGCCUACGAUGGGGGUUCUCCACCCCGGAGCACCCAGAUGACGCUGGAUGUGUCCAUUCAGGACAUCAAUGACAAUGCCCCCAGCUUCAACCAGAGCCGCUAUCACACGCUCAUUUCAGAGAAUCUGAAACCUGGCAGCAGUAUCCUGCAGGUUUUUGCUUCUGAUGCAGAUGAAGGUGACAAUGGGGAUGUGAUUUACGAGAUCAACCGACGGCAGAGUGAUCCUGACCAGUACUUCACCAUCGAUGCCCGGACUGGAGUCAUAAAGCUCAACAAAGGUCUGGACUAUGAAGUGAGGAAGGUGCAUGAGCUGGUGGUGCAGGCAAGGGAUAAGGCUGUCCAUCCUGAGGUCACCACAGCCUUUGUCACUAUCCAUGUGCGUGACUACAAUGACAACCAGCCCACCAUGACUAUCAUCUUUCUGAGUGAGGAUGGCUCCCCGCAGAUCUCCGAGGGAGCCCAGCCUGGACAGUACGUGGCACGCAUUUCUGUUUCCGAUCCCGACUAUGGAGAGUAUUCCAAUGUCAAUGUCACACUGGAGGGAGGAGAUGGCAAGUUUGCCCUCACUACCAAGGACAACAUAAUCUAUCUGAUCUGUGUGGACCAACUUCUGGAUCGGGAAGAAAGAGACUCCUAUGAUCUGCGGGUGACAGCUACUGACUCAGGAACACCCCCGCUCCGGGCAGAAUCAGCCUUUGUGCUGCAGGUGAUGGAUGUUAAUGACAAUCCCCCGCUCUUUGACCAGCAGGAGUACAAGCAGAGCAUCCCUGAGGUAGUGUACCCAGGCAGCUUUGUCCUGCAGGUGACAGCUCGUGACAAGGACCAGGGUCCCAAUGGGGAGGUGCGGUACAGCAUUCUGCAUGGCCGCGACACCCACUCCAGCUGGUUUACCAUUGACCCUGCCACAGGCAUCAUCACCACUGCUGCCCCACUGGAUUAUGAGAAGGAUCCUCAGCCUCAGCUCACUGUGCUGGCCACAGACCGGGGAACUCCUGCCCUCUCUUCCUCAGCUGUGGUGCACGUGGCCUUGCAGGAUGUCAAUGACAAUGAGCCAGUGUUCAGGAGUAACUUCUACAAUGUGUCCCUGAAGGAGAACACCCCUGUUGGGACCUGCUUCUUACAGGUGACAGCCACAGACGCAGACAGCGGUGCGUUUGGCUCCCUUUCCUACUCCAUUGGCUCUGGCAUCGGCAGCGUCACCCCCACGCAGUUCAGCAUUGACAAGCACUCAGGGCAGCUGUGCACAGUGCAGCCCCUGGACCGUGAUGAGGGCACGUCUGCCUACGACUUCACCAUCACUGCUGUGGAUGGGGGCGGCCUGAACUCCAUGGUGUAUGUGAAGGUGUUCCUGGAGGACACGAACGACAACCGGCCAGUGUUCUACCCGCUGGAGUACGCUGCCAGCAUCAGCACGCAGAGCAUGCCGGGGACGGCCGUGCUGCGUGUCACUGCCCACGACAAGGACGAGGGGCUCAAUGGGAGGGUGACAUACCGCAUCGUCCUGGGAAACUCGCCCCCGCUCUUCUCCCUCAACAAGGACACAGGUGUCAUUUCUCUGUCCUGGUCUCUGAGUGGCAAAGCCAACACGCUGGUGCAGCUGGUGAUCUCUGCUCAGGAUGGGGGGGGCCUGCAGGCACAGCCGAAUGCCCGGGUAAACAUCAGCAUCGUGGAGGGCACAGUCUCACCCCCUGUCUUUGAGCAAGCUCAGUACUUCUUCAGCGUGCCCGAGGACAUGCCACAGGGCGCCACUGUGGGGGCUGUCCAGGCCCAGAACCCACCAGGUCAUGCUGAUGACAUCUUCUAUUCCAUCUCCUCGGGGGACCCUCAUGGCUAUUUCUCCAUCGACUCGGCCUCGGGGCAGCUCCGCACCAGCCUGCCUCUGGAUCACGAGUCCCAGGCAGUUCUCAUCCUAGAUGUCCAGGCCCGGAGCGGUUCACCCCCUGCCUACAGCAACACGCGUGUGAAGAUCUCCGUGUCAGAUGUGAAUGAUAACACGCCGGCAUUCCCAGCUCCCUCUGACUCCAUCCUGCUGCCAGAGGCCACAGAGCCCGGCACUACAGUCUACACCCUGCAGGCUGAGGACCGUGACAGCGGUGCCAAUGGGCAGGUGACCUUUGAGCUGGUCUCGGGAGGUGAGGGCACCUUCGUCGUGGAGCGUGCCUCGGGGGCAGUGCGGCUCCUUGGGGCCCUGCAGUACGAGGCCAUCUCAGCCUACAGCCUGGCCAUCGUGGCCCGGGACAGUGGCGUUCCCCAGCUCAGCUCCACCUUCACGCUGCUGGUGCACGUGCAAGCCGAGGACGACAACGGACCCAUCUUUGACACCCUCACCUACCGUGUGGAGGUGCAGGAGGGUGUUCCCGUCUCCACGCGCUUCCUUCAGGUGAGGGCCCUGGCCCACGAUGUGGAACCCACGGCCCUCACCUACCACCUGCGUGCAGAUGGGGACGCUGCCAGCUUCGGCAUCGUGCCCGAGAGUGGCUGGCUGUACGUCAAGAGUGCCCUGGACCGGGAGACGCGGGACCUGUACGUGCUGACAGUGCUGGCCUCGGUGGGAGGCACCGGGGCCGCGGCAGACACACGGAAAACCGGCACCAGCACCGUGCGCAUCAGCAUCACCGACGAGAACGACAACAGCCCUCGGCUGAGCGAGGAGCGGUACUUCUUCACCGUGUCUGAGAACCAGGCUCCUGGCAGCACUGUGGGGAGGGUGAUGGCAAGCGACCGGGACGCCGGGCAGAACAGCCGGCUCACCUACCGCCUGCUCCAGCAUGACCCCAACUUUCUUAUCCACACACAGACAGGAGAGGUCAGCACCAAGCACAGCUUGGAUCGGGAGCAGCAGUCCAACUUCCAGCUCCUGGUGAUUGUGCAGGAUGGGGGAGCACCGCCCCGCAGUGCCACCGGAACCAUCUAUGUCACUGUGCUGGAUGAGAAUGACAACGCUCCUGCUUUCCUCCAUGUGGGCAGUGGUCAGGAGCUUACUGUGCAGGUGCUGGAAGAGAAGCCAUCGGGACUCCUGGUCGCCUCCCUGCAGGCCAAGGACCCUGACGAGGGGGAGAACGGGACCAUCAUCUACUCCCUGAUAGGGCCCUGGGCAGAGCGUUUCACCCUGCACGUGGCUACCGGAGAGCUGCGCACGGCGGCGGUGCUGCGGCGGGCGGAGCGGGCCGAGUACCUCUUCACCGUGACGGCCAGCGACCGCGGCGCGGCGCCGCGCAGCACCUCGGCCAUCGUCCGUGUGCAGGUGUUGCCGUCCUCCCGUGUGCUGCCACGGCCUGAUGCCACUGUGUUGACCCUGCAUCCCCUCGAGGGGGUCAAGCCGGGGUCUGUGAUUGGUUCAGCGGCCCCCCCGGACGCCCCUGCAAGAGGACAGCUAACCUACACGGUGGUAGGAGGUGGUGGGGAUGGCACCUUUGUGGUUGAUAGUAUGACAGGGGAGAUUUACGCUGCCCGUGAGCUGGACUAUGAAGCUGGGGCACGGCACGUGCUCCAGGUGAGUGCUGAGGACAUGCAGCACGGCUAUCCCUCCAGCAGGUUAGUGCUGGUCCACAUCCACGUGCAGGACUGCAAUGACCAGGCACCCACCUUCCCCGAAGACCCCAUUACUAUUGUGGUGCCUGAGAAUGCCCAGGCUGGCUCCUCCAUCUUCACCUUCCAGGCUCUGGAUGGGGAUGGAGUGGGCCCCAACAGCCAGGUGCGCUAUGCUCUGCUGCACCUGGAGCCACCCGGAGCCCCCUUCCAGCUCGAUGGCCGCUCGGGGCAGCUGAUCCUGCGCCAGGGUCUCGACCGGGAGGCCGCUGCCUCCUUCCUGCUGGUGGUGGAGGCCACGGACCAGGCGCGCAACGUCAGCCAGCGCCGCUCGGCCGCCGUCACAGCCCGCGUGUUCGUCACCGACGAGAACGACAACGUGCCCGUCUUCCUCUCCCCGGCCACCGUCAGCGUCAUGGAGGACCAGCCCACGGGCUUUGUGGCACUGCACGUGGUGGCCCAGGACAGCGAUCUGGGAGAGAACGGACGUGUGAGCUACUCCUUGCGAGCAGGAAAUGCCGAUGGCCGCUUCCACCUGAACCCCAGCACUGGUGCACUCUCCAUCGUGCGGGCCCUGAACCGGGAGGAGGUGGCGCAGCACAACCUGACGGUGGUGGCCACGGACCACGGCUUCCCACGCCUCUCGGCCACACAGCUGCUGUCCGUGCUGGUGCUGGACAUCAAUGAUGAGGCUCCUGUUUUUGAGAAACCCGAGUACCAAGCCCACAUCAUGGAGAACCUGCCAGCCGGCAGCCCGGUGCUGCAGGUGCUGGCCACGGACCGGGAUCUGGGUGCCAACGGGCAGGUGUCCUAUGGGGGUCUCUCCGGGGGGCCAUUCUCCAUCCACCCACAGACAGGGCUCAUUGUCACCACGCGUCCCCUGGACCGGGAGGAGCAGGAGCAGCACGUGCUGACAGUCUAUGCACGGGAUGCUGGCCUGCCGCCCAGCCUCACCAAGGCCACGGUGUGGGUCACGGUGGGGGAUGAGAAUGACCAUGCACCCCACCUGGAGAGUGAGUCCUGCUCCGUGGAGGUUCCUGAGAACCAGAGUCGUGUGGCACUCUACACCCUGCGGGCCACUGAUCCUGAUGAUGGGGAGAACGGACGCCUGGAAUACCGGGUGGCAGGUGGAGACCCUGGGCAGGAUUUCAGCCUAGACCCCGUCUCUGGUGUCCUCUCCACUGCACAUGCCCUCGACCGAGAGCAAAUUGCUUCCUACAGCCUCAUUGUAGUGGUGCAGGACCACGGCUCUCCCCCACGCAGUGCCACCAUGUCGGUGACUGUGCAGGUGUUGGACCUCAAUGACAAUGCACCCAGUUUUGCUCAGGCCAGCUACACGGUGGAGGUGCCAGAGGACUUGCCGGUCGGUGCCCUGGUGCUGCAGCUGGUGGCUGAAGACCCGGAUGAGGGCACCAAUGGGCAGGUCUCCUACUACCUGGGCAACGAGUCGCUGGGCAUGUUCCAGGUGGAGCCGCAGAGCGGGCGCGUCCGGAGUGCCCAGGCGCUGGACCGGGAGCGCCAGCCCACCUACAGCUUCCUGGCCAAGGCGGUGGACUCGGCGCCGUGGGAGCCCAGGAGCACGGCUGUGCGCAUCACUGUCGUGGUGCGAGACGUCAACGACCACGUCCCGGCCUUCCUGCACAGCCCGCUCACCGUCAACUUGUCCCGCCACACGCCGCUCAAGCAGGUGGUGGCCACCAUGAGGGCCGAGGACAGGGACGCAGGUGCCAAUGCCUCCAUCCUGUACCGCUUUGCCACCCCCAGCUCCGCCUUCGCCAUCAACUCCUACACGGGGGACAUCCAGCUGCUGCAGCCCCUCGGCUCCCUCAGCCAGCGCCAGCGGACGCUCUUCGUGCUGGCCAUGGACCUGGGGCAGCCAGCACUCUCCUCCACAGGGGUGGUGGUGAUCCACGUGCAGGAGGAGCCCUACCGGGGGCUGCGCUUUCCUCGCAGCACCAGAGAUGUGGCCCUGUCCGAAAAUGCCGCCCCAGGCACUGAGGUGGCGAGUGUCCAGGCCAUGCACAUGGGGGGCUCCUCGGGGCACAUCACCUACAGCAUCAUCAGUGGCAACGAGAGGAACACCUUCCUGAUCCAUCCCAGCUCAGGUGCCAUCUCAGUGCAGGACUCCAGUAGCCUGGACUUCGAGGCCAGCCCCCGGCUGCGCCUGGUGAUCCAGGCAGAGACUGCAGCUUCCUUUGGCUUUAUGGCCAUCAACCUCAACCUCCAGGAUGUGAAUGACAACCUGCCCCGCUUCCAGCUGCAGAACUAUGUGGCAUUCAUCUGGGAGUCACAGGGCUACGACUCACCUGUCAUCCAGGUGCUGGCAGAUGACCUGGACCAGGGAGUAAAUGGGCAGGUGACUUAUGCCAUCAACCAGUCCCUGCCAAUGCCAGGCUUGUACCACAUUGACCCUCAGACUGGCACCAUUACCACUGCUGCCAUCCUGGACAGAGAGAUCUGGUCCCAGACCCGCUUGGUGGUGACAGCGAUGGACCGAGGAACACCACCGCUGAUGGGCUCGGCCACGCUGACCGUGGUGGUGAUGGACAUCAAUGACAAUAGCCCUACCAUCCCGGUCCCCUGGGAGAUCCGUGUCCCUGAGAACACUCUGCUGGGCACCCAGAUAGCCCAGCUGACUGGGAACGAUGUGGACUCGGGCCCGGCACUUUCCUACACGCUGCUGCUGGAGGGGGACGUGGCAGACACCUUUGGGGUGCUGCGCUACGGGGGCCACAUUGCCCUGACGGGGCCGCUGGACCACGAACAGCGCAGCCUCUACACCCUGACCCUGCGCGCCUCUGACACUCGCCACGAGACCGAGGCCAACCUCACCGUCCUCGUGGAGGAUGUGAAUGACAAUGUGCCCACCUUCACCCAGGUUUUCUAUCAGGUGCUGCUGCCAGAGCACACACCUGCUGGCAGUGUCAUCCUCACUGUGAGUGCAACUGACCCCGACUCAGGGAGCAAUGGGGACAUCACCUUCCACCUGGCUGUGCCCAGCCCUGAUGUUGCCAUCGACCCCAGCAAUGGGACCCUCUUCACCACCCGGCAGGUGGAGUUCAAUGCCAGCCAGCCCACCCUGGACCUAGUGGUGGAGGCCCGCGACCAUGGUUAUCCCAGCCUCUCAUCCUGGGCCACAGUGCAGCUCCAGGUUCUGGAUGUUAAUGACCACAGCCCCCGCUUCCAGGAGCCAUGCUACAACGCCACUGUUCCCGAGGACCUGCGCCCAGGCACCACGGUGCUGAUGCUGGAGGCGGGUGACGCCGACCUCUCCCGGGAGAACGCCGGCUUUGAUUAUACCAUUGUCAGCGGCAAUGGUGGCAACGCCUUCCAGGUGGAGAGCCGGGUGGCCCGGGCCGGGGGGCAGCUCCGCACGCAGGGAGCCCUGGUGCUUGUGGAGGCCCUGGACUUUGAGGCCAUCCCAGUGUACAACUUGACGGUGGCAGCCUCGGACCGGGGCCUGCCGCAGCGCAGUGCCACCGUGCCUGUACUGAUCACUGUGCAGGACGUCAAUGACAACCCGCCCGUGUUCAGCCGGGCCGAGUACCGUGCGGCGGUGAGCGAGGCCGCCCUGCCUGGCACCGAGCUGCUGCGUGUGGCCGCCCACGACGCCGACACGGGGCCGCGCGGCCGUGUUCACUACACCAUCAGCUCGGGUGACCAGCACGGGCUGUUCCAGCUGCAUGAGAGCACAGGGGCCCUGAGCCUGGCACGGCCACUGGAUCGGGAGGCCCAGGCGCUGCACACGCUGGUGGUGCGGGCCACGGACACACCGGGCGGGCACUUUGCGCUGGUCCCUGUGGCCAUUGAGGUGAAGGACAUCAACGACAACAAGCCAUACUUCCCAGUGGAGGUGCUGAGCGCCAGCAUCCGGGAGAACUUGCCCCCCGGCACGCUGGUGACCACGCUGCGUGCUGUGGAUGCCGACAGCGGUGCCUUUGGGGAGCUCCGGUACGUGGUGCUGGAGCAGGCAGUGGGGGACCCCAGCACGGGAGACGGCCGGGAUGCCUUUGCUGUCAAUGGGAGCUCUGGGGAGCUGCGCUCCCGCCUCACCUUUGACUAUGAGCGAGCCAAAGCCUUCCAGCUGCUGGUUCGGGCCACUGAUGCUGGCAAUGCCUCGGCCACUGUGACUGUGCGGGUGCUGGUGACAGGGGAAGAUGAGUAUGAUCCCAUCUUCCUGAGCCCCUCCUUCAACUUCGAGGUGCCUGAGGGCGCACGCAAAGGGCAGAGCAUUGGGCGUGUGCUGGCCACGGAUGAGGAUGAGGGGGUUGACGGUGUUGUGCUCUACACCCUGGCAAAGCCCUCACCAUACUUUGCCAUCAACCAGACCACGGGCUCCAUCUAUCUGCGUGUGGACAGCCAGCCCCAAGCCGGGGCUGGGCGUGCCAAGAGGGAGCCACGGGAGAUGAGCCUGGAGGUGCAGGCACGCAGCCCACUGCCUGCUUCCCGUGUGGCCUCUGUGCAGGUCACCAUUGACGUCACGCACACCUCCUUUGGCCUGGCACCUGACCUCAACCUCCUGCUGGUGGCCGUGGCCGCCUCGCUGGGCGUUGUGGUGGUGCUGGCCGCCGUGGCCAUCGUGCUGGCCUUGGUGCGCCACAAGAAGGCAGAGGCAGAGGGGGCACUGGCCCGUGCACAGAGCGGGUCCUUGCAGAAGCUGGGCUGUGAGGAGCCAGCGCUGCCUGGGGCUGAGCACAUCUACCACCAGGCGCUGCCAGGGUAUGGGACUGAGCCGGCAGGGCCCUACACGCGGGGUGGCUCCCUGGACCCCUCGCAUUCCAGCGGCCGUGGCUCUGCUGAAGCCGCCGAGGAUGACGAGAUACGGAUGAUCAAUGAGUACCCACGCGUGGCCAGCAUCACAGCCUCCAUGCAGGAGCACAUUGCUGCCCGCGGCCCUGACUCUGGCAUCCAGCAGGAUGCUGACCAGCUCUCCGACAUCUCCUGUGAGCCAGCUGCGUUGGAGAGUGCCCAGUGGUUCAAGAGCAAGAAGGGCUCUGGGCUGCUGCUGCCGGGGCCACCCCUGCAGCUGUACCGCGAGGACGGGGGAGGCAGCGCCUUCCUGGGCGUCCGCUGCGGCCUCAGCGUCUCCUCACAGCCCCAGGACUAUGCCUUCCCAGAGGACGGCAAGCCCUCCGUGGAGGGCUCGCUCACCGCCAUUGUGGCCAGCGAUGAGGAGCUCCGCGGCAGCUACAACUGGGAUUACCUGCUGAACUGGUGUCCCCAGUUCCAGCCACUGGCCAGUGUCUUCACGGAGAUCGCCCGCCUCAAGGAUGAGAGCUCCCUGCGCAAGCCCUUCCCGGCCAAGCCCAAGGCAGAGCCCAAGCCCCGCAUCGACCCCCCGCCCCUCAUCACUUCAGUGGCCCAUCCAGGUGCCAAGUCGGUGCCCCCCAAGCCACCACCAGGCAGGACCUUCCCGCACUCUUCCUCCCUGCGCCGCUCGCCGAUUAGCCACGAGGGUUCCAUCUCGUCCUCUGCCAUGUCGCCCAGCUUCUCCCCGUCGCUGUCCCCGCUGGCCGCCCGCUCCCCGGUGGUCUCGCCCUUUGGCAUCUCACAGGGGCCAUCCACCUCCACCAUCAGUGCUGAGCACUCGCUGGAGCCCCCUGAGGAGGCCGAGCUCAGGAUUUAGAGCUUGGCCCCUGGCCUCCUCUGCCCCAGCCCACAGCCACGGGGCCGGAGCGGGGCCCAGCCCAGGGCUGCUAAAAUGGGUGCUCAUCCUGCUCCCAGCUCUGUGCCGGGCCUGGGCCCUGGGACCACAGAUGCCCUUGGGGGCUGUGGCCCCUGUCCGUCCCCACAGCUUGGCAGACCCUGUGCUGGCUGGUGCCCUAUGGACUGCUGACCCCAGUGCUGGCACCCCGGGGUGAUGGUCCAUGUGCUGCUUGCAGUGGCUCAGAUUGGUGCUGGGCAGGAUGGUGCUUCAUGGUACUUGGUGCUCCAGGAGCGACAGGGAGCUCAGGGGGGCUGGAGGCCCAGACCCUGCCCAGCUCUGGCGGCCAUGCAGCAGCCUGGGUGCAGGAGGAGCCUGAGCCUUCCCUUGUGACCCUCGGAGCUCCUAGGGCGGGGGGCAAUGCCCCAUGGCUGGGGGUGAUGUCCCAGGUCAGGGCGCGAUGCCCCAGGGCACGGACGCUGCCUGUGGCAAUUAACCUGUCCCCUGUCCGGGAGGGGACACUCACCUGGCUGGCUGCAGUAGAAGGCAGCAGUGCCCACAUCUUGCUGCCUAUCUGUGGCUGGGCAGGGACAGGAGAGCCUUUGAGGUCUCUCCAGCCCUUUGGCUACCCACUGCAGGUGACACAUCCAGGAAUCUCCUGCCCAGAACUUCAGGAUGGUUCCUGUGGUCUGGGAGGGAGGUGCCUGCCAUGCUCAGCAUGAGAAUCCCGUACCUGGAAACAGGUGCCUCUCUGGGCAAGGGUCCCAGGGCAGCACAAUGGGGCUGGCAGAGCAGUGUGCCGCUGACAGGGAUAGCCCAGCCUCAGCAGCAGUGGUGGUGGCUGCUGUGACCCUCAGGCCCAGCAGGCAGCCUGCAGCUGCAGGGGCACAGGUGGGAGCUGGUGCCCCAAAAAGCCACAUCACCCCGUUCUCUUACAGGCACAGUGGGGACACUGGGCAUCUUGCCUUCCCUGGGCCCUGUCGCAUGACUGCUUCCCAGGACAGUCUGGGCCCGCUGCAGAACAUGGUCAAGGUGCCAGAACCCCCUGCUGCUGGCCCCAGCCCCUGUGCAGGGCUGCUCUGCACCCCCGUCAUGCAUGCUGUGAGCCCGGGCGGAGCCCCUGGCGCGGGGCCGGUCCCCAUCUCCCAGCACUGUGCACGGCCACUCACACAGGCAGCGUCACACUCGCAGCACACUCACCCCACCCGGCUCUCCCUGAGCCCCGCUGCUCACCGGGAGCUGCUCCCACAUCACGGGCCCUGGGGGUGCAGCCCUGGGCUCUGUGAUCCCCGCGCAGCCGUGGGUGCAGAGCCAGGGCUGGAACAGCACGGGUCCCCACAGCAGCCCUGAAUGCCCAGUCUGGUCAGGGGAGUGUCUGGGUGUCAGGGGCACACCCCGUGCCUGAGCAGAGCCGGGGGAAAGCUCCUUCCCAUCACACAUUCCCCAGACCGAGCCCACGUGCGCUGUGGCUGCAGCCCCAGCCACAAAGGUGUUGUCACAGCAGACAAAUGCAUCACUUCUGCCCACCCCCCCAUUUCCCAUUGAGAGCCAUCUGUGGCUGCAGCUCCAUGUGUCACAGUCAGCCUCUCAUCCCCACUGUGCCACGGGGCCCUGGCACAUGCUGCUGGUCCCAGGUGCUGUCCUGGGCACAGGGUAGUGAUAGGGGACAGGCGUCUGCAACAUUGACACGGGCACCAAGGGGGCCCCACCAAGGGCCAUGCCCACUCUGCUGGGGACCCACAGGGGCCUGGGGUGCCCUGGGAGAGGGAGACGGUUCUGCCUUGGCACAGGGGCAGCCCACAGAGGCUCUUGGGAUGGGCACCCCCAUUCCCUCUGCGUCCUGCUCACAAGCACUGUGGGGACACAUUAUUCUCCCCAGGCCCCAUAGGGACACUCUGAGGGUGUCCUGUGUCCCCCAGGACUGUGGGGGCACUCUAGGGCUACCCGGUGCCCCCAGUCCCAUGCUGAGGUGCCCCAUGUCCCUGUGCUGCCCCGGCUGCCCACACAGCCCAGCUCCUCUGCACAUGUGGGAUGGGGACACAGAUGGGUCACCCUGCACGCCACAGGAAGGGCCAGACACAUGCACCCUGCUUUGGGCUGGGAUCACUGAGCCCCCAGUUAUUUAUUUUUACACAUUGUACUACAAUUCCUGUUUUUACUCGUUUGUACCUUUUGUAUUGUGUCUCGUGGAGCUGCAUGUACCAGCACUGCCCACGGCCGUGCAGGGGCCACUCGGUGCAGCCUGAACCCAAGUGCCAACGUCUCAAAAAAUGCCUUAAUAAACCACACGUUUGUACA